Messenger RNA from Amborella trichopoda, 2926 nucleotides. Its product is annotated as O-fucosyltransferase family protein. The record is from RefSeq and is a predicted model, not a curated record. Gene Ontology annotation, cellular component: cytoplasm; trans-Golgi network; endosome. NCBI's taxonomy places the organism in Eukaryota, Viridiplantae, Streptophyta, Magnoliopsida, Amborellales, Amborellaceae.
UUUCUAAGUUUAAUGUGUUCUCUUUGUGUACCAGUUUCCAAUUGUGUAUACUGAACAUGACAAAAAGCAUGAUUAAGUAAGCUUUUCUUAAAGACGUUCAGGUUUGUUAACGCGCGCUGUUUAAAUCACGCGGGUACGAUCUGGUGAGUUUUCCAGGCAAGUUGAAGCCGCUUUCGCACUUGUUCAAUAGAGCCCUCCCUCCCUCCCUCCCUGUCUCCAUAUCCAGAUCCGUCCUUUCUUUCUCACUGCAAAAGAACUUUCUGUCUGCAUUUUACCUUACGCUGAAAAAAGGAUUGACGCCCUCUCCUUUGGGAUCCGGAAAGCCCUUUCUUUCUAGAGUUUCAUCACUGAGGAUAAAAAAUGUGUUGUCGUUUGAUAAUGGGGAAGAGACUACAAGGAGUGCUGCAGCAUGCGGAUGCAAUUCUGAAAAAUCAGGACGAGCUUUCAUUUCUCUCUUUCUAGAAAUUUCAAGUGCUGCAACGAUCUGCACCUGUUAAUUUUUCUCAAUUGCUCAACAAAUGCGCGAACCGGGCAAGGAAGAUGCUAGGAAGGAGAGUGGGUCACAGGCAGAUUAAGCAGCUCAGUGGGGGAAUGAAGGCCUUAGCUGGCCAAUUAUCUGUUGCUUUGCUGGUGCUCCUGCUCUGCUCUGUUUUGCUCUUCUCAAGAAUCGGAGACAAUGGCUCCAUCUAUUAUUCAGAGAAGAUUGAUGUGGGUAAGCUUUGGGUAACUGCUUCAUCAGGUGGUUGGCGGUCAUCAUCUGCACCAAGGUCCAACUGGCCAUCUCCUCCAACUGAGAGCAAUGGAUACUUGUUGGUUCGCUGCAACGGUGGCCUAAAUCAACAACGUAGUGCGAUAUGUAAUGCUGUUCUUGCUGCUCGGAUCAUGAAUGCUACACUUGUUCUACCAGAGCUGGAUACCAAUUCCUUCUGGCAUGAUGAUAGUGGAUUUCCAGGUAUAUAUGAUGUUGAUCAUUUCAUUAAAUCUCUGAAGAAUGACGUACGAGUUGUGGCAAGUCUUCCAGAAAUCCCAAGUGCUGGGAAGAAAAAAAAAAAGAUGAAAGCUUUACAGCUUCGUCCUCCUAGAGAUGCUCCUCCAACUUGGUACACGACUGUCGCGUUGGAAAAGAUGAAGGAGCAUGGUGCUAUCUACCUCACUCCCUUUUCUCACCGGCUUGUGGAAGAGAUUGAUGAUCCGGAAUAUCAAAGGCUGAGAUGCAGAGUGAAUUACCAUGCCCUCCGGUUUAAGCCACAUAUAAUGAAACUAAGCAGCACGAUUGUUAGCCGUCUUCGUGCUCAAGGCCACUUCAUGGCGAUUCACCUUCGUUUUGAGAUGGACAUGCUUGCUUUUGCUGGGUGCUACGAUAUUUUUACAUCUGAAGAACAGAAAAAAUUGUCAAAGUACCGCGAGUUAAACUUUGCCAAGAAAAGGCUUAUUCCUGAAGAAAGGAGAGCUAUUGGAAAGUGCCCCUUGACUCCUGAGGAGGUAGGACUUCUAUUGCAUUCAAUGGGCUUUGACAACUCAACGCACAUAUACCUGGCUGCUGGCGAGCUCUUUGGUGGAGAGCGAUUCAUGCACCCAUUCAGAGCCCUCUUCCCUCACCUCGAGAACCGCAGCACUGUGGCCACCCCACAAGAGCUGGCGAUCAUGAAUGAGGAUGGCCAGGGCCUGAUGGGCUCAGCCGUAGACUACAUGGUCUGCCUCCUCUCCGAUGUUUUCAUGCCCACCUAUGACGGGCCUAGCAACUUUGCCAACAACCUCAUGGGCCACCGCCUAUACUAUGGUUUUCGAACCACCAUCCAGCCCAACAGGAAGGCUCUUGCACCGUUAUUCAUCGAUCGACAAAAGGGGCGAUUGACAAGUGAGGAGUUUGAGGUGGGGGUGAGACGGGUGAUGAGUGGGACACACUUUGGUGGGCUCCGUAAGAGGGUUCCACCCGCAUCAUUUUAUACAAAUUCAUGGCCUGAGUGUUUUUGUCAAAAUUCAGCGACGGACUCAGAGGAGAGAUGCCCUGUGGAUAAUGUGGUUGAGGUUUUGAAAACUAAGUUGGCGGGUGAGCAGAGCUCGUCUUAUGUAGGUCCUAGUGGAAAUGAAGUGGAAAGGGAUGGACUUCUUGUUUCUGAUUUGGAGGAUGUGUCUGGGUAGUGGCUUUGUGGGAGACGGAUUCUUGCAGGUCUCAGAUGGCUAACAAGUUUUGAGCAUACACGACUUCUUGUGAGGGGCUUUCUGUGAUGGAGAUUGAGUGGAGAAACGAAGAGCUUCACCUUUACUAGUCUACCUAUAAUAUUUGUCUGGUUUUUAACUUUUGGUUAGUUAAUCAAUAGUUUUUUGAUACGAGUGGCUGGGUAUGGCAAGUUCUCUACAUUAGAGAUGGAUUGGAGAAACAUAGACUUCACCUUAGCUGGUCUGCAUUUUAGAAUGGGGAUGGAAUAGAGAAAAAUGGUGCUUCACUGUUUCUGGUCGGCCUUAGGGUGAAGUUUAUUUGAACAACGUAGAGGUGAUUCUUUUAGAUGGGAUGAUAGAUGUUUUGUGCAAAGAGGCUGGAGAAGGUUGGCAUGAAUGGAAGAGCCAAGAGACAUGAUUAAGGCCUCAGUACUAAUUGUGAGAUUAUUUGUUAGCUGACCCUUGAAAUCUGUUUUUGUACUCGUAAUUGGAUUUGACUGGAGCUGACUAUAUGGACUGGAGAGGUACUGUUGCUUGGGAUAGUGACUUUGGUCACAAUCUUGCUGUAUCAUAAUUGCCAAGUUCUCUACAAGUAAGUCACAGCAAGGCGAUUCCUCUAAUUUUUUUUAGAUACUUUAGUUCCUCUUGUAGCUUGGAUGAAUCUAACAAGUAAAGGUGAAUACUAAUUGAUAGGAACAGAAACAUGGCAUCUUACAUUUUCAAUUUCCCAAAAAUAUUUAAUGUUGUAUUUUUUUUCGUGACUCAA